This is a messenger RNA of Aedes albopictus (Asian tiger mosquito), 2260 nucleotides long. It is a transcript of the gene Hpr1, whose product is annotated as THO complex subunit 1. NCBI's taxonomy places the organism in Eukaryota, Metazoa, Arthropoda, Insecta, Diptera, Culicidae. The record is from RefSeq and is a predicted model, not a curated record. The transcript has 4 exons. Gene Ontology annotation, biological process: regulation of DNA-templated transcription elongation; mRNA export from nucleus; signal transduction. Gene Ontology annotation, cellular component: THO complex part of transcription export complex. The coding region runs from base 127 to 2196 and encodes 689 amino acids. Gene Ontology annotation, molecular function: protein binding.
UGUUAUUGUUUGCCCGCAGUCAGAGACAGCGAGCGGCGUCAGUCGCAUUUUUCUUUGCAUUUUCUUAAAAUUUAAUUGUUAAAUUCUCUGAUUUCCCUGCGAUAUUCGGUGUUAAACAAUAAAACCAUGUCGACACCCAAUUUCGAGUCCUUGCUGAAGCUGUUCACGGACACCCUCAACAAGGCGUACAAAGUGAACGACAUCGAUCAGCUGAAGGCAGAGUACGACGGUCAGAAGGCCCCCGUCUCGGACAACGAUAAGAAGGCCGCCCUGCAUCAGGCGUUCCGCAAUCUGCUGCUCACGAAAACCGAUGACAUUCCGGCGAUCGAAGGUUUUAUCAACUUUGCGGUGGGAGCUUGCCGGCUGGAGAUGACCUCGGCGACCAUUCCGGUGGUGCUGCUGGGGGACAUCUUCGAUGCGGUGACGCUGGACAAGUGCGAGCAGAUCUUCACCUACGUGGAGAACAAUGUGGCGAUCUGGAAGGAAGAGUUGUUCUUUACGGCUUGCAAGCACAACCUGCUGCGGAUGUGCAACGAUUUGCUGAGGCGGCUGUCGCGGUCGCAGAAUACGGUUUUCUGCGGUAGGAUUUUGCUGUUUCUGGCGAAGUUCUUCCCGUUUAGCGAGCGAUCCGGACUGAACAUCAUUUCGGAGUUCAAUUUGGAGAACGUGACCGAGUACGGUGUGGAGGGAAGCGAGAUGGGCGAUCAGCUGGAUGGAUUCGAGGAAAACGGAGGAGCGGCGAAUCAGCUGAAGAUUGACUAUAACUUGUACUGCAAGUUUUGGGCCCUGCAGGACUUUUUCCGGAAUCCGAACCAGUGCUACAACAAGGUGCAGUGGAAAAUGUUUGCGGCGCACGCUGGAAGUGUCCUCUCGGCGUUCAGCAGCUUCAAGUUGGAGGAACCUCGGUCAGCUUCCAGCAGUACCAGCAUAAGCGGUAGCAAAUCUGGAACCACAUCGAUGGACAUCCCCCCGGAGGAGCAAAUCCGUGACUCGGGACACUUCUUCGCCAAAUUCCUGACCAAUCCGAAGUUACUUUCGCUUCAGCUGUCCGAUUCGAACUUCCGGAGGUCGGUUCUAGUGCAGCUGUUGAUUCUAUUUCAGUAUUUGAACUCAACGGUCAAGUUCAAAGCCGAUAAUCACCUGCUGACCCAGGUGCAGAUCGAUUGGCUACGGGAAACCGAGACUACGGUUUAUAAGCUGAUCGAGGAAUCUCCCCCAAAUGGGAAGAAGUUCUCGGAUUCCGUUCGGCACAUGUUAGCCCGAGAAGAGCUGUGGAACAGCUGGAAGAACGAAGGAUGCAAGGAAUUCAAACGUCCGGAUGCAGCUGCCUCAGCGGGAGCAACCACAGGAACCAAUGCUACCGGCGAAGACCUGUCGCCACCGGUUCGUCUACCUCAGAAGCGUCCUCGAAAGCCACUCGGUGAUCUGAUUCGGGAUUCUACCAAACAGGGGAAGUUCUUCAUGGGCAAUCCGGAACUGACUCGGCUGUGGAAUACUUGUCCGGAUAAUCUACAGGCUUGUAAGGGCGACGAUCGUAACUUCUUACCCUCGCUGGAAGCCUAUCUGGAUGGAUCCAAAGAAAAACAGGAUCCAUCGUUCGAGUGGAGGGCGCUGCGCCUGUUAGCUCGCCAAUCUCCGCACUUCUUCACGCUUUUCAACAGCCCAUCGUACAAAGUGGCCGACUAUCUGGAGAGCGUGCGGAAGAAGAUUCAAAAGGACAAGGUGGACAUCAAGCAGGAAGUGGUGAUGCAAGAGGACGUCCCGUCGCAGAACGAGAAUGAACAAAACGAAGCGGAAGGCGAGGGAUUCGUCGGGGAAGAGGAAACCGAUCAGAUGGAUUCGGAACUGCUGAAAACGGAACAGCUCACACCGGAGGACAAAAAUACCCACAAAACCAUUACCGUGACGAAGGCGCAGAUGGCCGAGCUGGCACCCAGCAUCGGGAAGGACUGGAAGAAGCUCGCGACCAAGCUGGGUUACAACGGGGACGAGAUUCAGUACUUCGAGUCGGAGAACCCAACCGUGGCGGAUCAGUGUCGGCACCUGUUGCAGGUGUGGUUCGAAGACGACAUGGAUGCCAGCCUGGAUCAGCUGGCGUACAUCCUGGAGGGGUUGGAGAUGCUAACGGCGGCCGAAGCGGUCAAGCAGAUGAUUGCCUCGCUGAGCGAUGACAAAGUAGAGGAAGUUUCCGAUUAGCGUGAGUAUAAAACAUUAGGGUUAACAUAGAAAUAGAAAUCGAAGUUCUUUUUCGUGAAACUGA